AUGUUUCCACCGACCCCACUCUCUUUGCUCUGCGCACUCCUCCUCUGCCUCCCCCUCGCCGCCAUCUUCACCUUCACCACCCCUUCCACCAUCUCCGCCGUCACUUCCGCCGCCCCGCCACUCCCCAACCCAUCUUCUCCGACGAAUGCAACUUUAAUUAUUAAAACACUAUCAGCAGAGCCUCAAUCGAUCAAGAACCGCACCGCCCCCGCCGAUGAAAAGGACGACGAGGAUGACGUGUCACUCCUCAGUCUCGCUUCCCGGGCCGACCCGAGCCCGAAGCCCGCAAAGAAGCUCGCCUUCAUGUUCCUGGCCACAUCAUCACUCCCACUCGCGCCACUUUGGGAGCUGUACUUCGCACGCGCCCCCAGGAGCCUGUACAACAUCUAUGUCCACACUGACCCGCGCGUCAACCUCACGGAUACACUCUCCGGCGUUUUCGCCGGCCGGGAGGUCCCGUCCAAGCCCACCCGCCGCCACAGCCCCACCCUCAUCUCGGCGGCGCGCAGGCUGCUCGCCCACGCGCUCCUCCACGACCCGUCCAACUCAGUGUUCGUCCUCCUCUCUCCAUCGUGCAUCCCCCUGCGAUCCUUCCGUUUCACGUGCCGCGUUCUGAUGAGAUCCCGGCGGAGCUUCAUCGAGAUACUGAGGGACGAGCCCGGGGCGCGGGAGCGGUGGGCGGCGCGUGGGGAGGAGGCGAUGCUCCCGGAGGUGGCAUUCGCGGAUUUCCGGAUCGGGUCGCAGUUCUGGGCGCUGCGUCGGAGACACGCGCGGGCGGUCGUGCGGGACACGCGGCUGUGGUCGAAAUUCAGGCUGCCAUGUCGGGAGGACGCCACGUGUUAUCCGGAGGAGCACUACUUCCCGACGCUGCUGAACAUGGUGGACCCGUCGGGGUGCGUGCCCUGCACGCUCACCCACGUGGACUGGAAUGGAGGUCACGGGGGGCACCCGAGGACGUACGGGGCCGAUGAAGUGGGCCGGGAGCUGUUAAUGGGCCUUAGGAAGAGUAGGCCUAGAUACGGGGAUGAGGAACGGGGCGGGCUGAACGCGACCGUGGGUUUGAGGAAAAGGGCCGACCCGUUUCUUUUUGCUAGAAAAUUCUCCCCGGGCUCUUUGCACCGCUUGAUGGGCAUAGCCAAUGGCCUGCUCUUCAAAGAACCAAAAUUGAGUACUUCAUCAAAACACCCUCUCCAAAAAACCACGCUUUCUCUUAUUACCCCUCUCUUCCUCCUCUGUUCUCUCCUCCUCUGUCUACUACACCUAUCCGCCUUUCUCAUCUCCACCUCCACACUCACAAAACCCAUAACCCCAAACCAAUGGGUCUACGAGGACGAUGACGAUGACGUGGCGCUGAUGAAGCUCGCCUCCCGGGUCGACCCGAACCCGAAACCCGUCAAGAAAAUCGCCUUCAUGUUCCUCACAACCUCCUCCCUCCCCCUCGCGCCCCUAUGGGAGAUGUUCUUCGCCGGCGCCCCCGCCAACUCGUACAACGUUUACAUCCACGCUGACCCGGAAGCCCACUACACGCCGCCCUUCUCCGGCGUUUUCGCCGGCCGGGUCAUCCCCUCCAAGCCCACGCGCCGCCAAACCCCCAGCCUCGCCGCCGCGGCGCGGCGGAUCCUCUCCCACGCGCUCGUCGACGACGGGGCCAACGCCGUGUUCGCCCUCCUCUCCCCUUCCUGCGCCCCACUGCACUCCUUCAGAUUCACGCGCCGGUUUCUUCUUAAAUCGGGCCGGAGCUUUGUGGAGAUACUGGGCCCCGACGAGCCCAGCGCGUACUGGAGGUGGGUGGUGCGUGGGGAGGACGCGAUGCUCCCGGAGGUGGAUCUGGAGGAUUUCCGGUUCGGGUCGCAGUUCUGGGUAGUGAACCGGAAUCACGCGCGGGUUAUGGCGAGCGACGCGUGGCUGUGGUCGAAGUUCCGGCAGCCGUGCGUGGUGGACUACGCGUGCUUCCCGGAGGAACAAUAUUUCCCUACGCUGCUGAGCAUUGUGGACCCGUUGGGGUGCGUGCCCUGCACGCUCACCCACGUGGACUGGAGCAAUGAAGAUUAUGAGGGCCACCCGCGGAUGUACAACGCCAGCGAGGUGGGCCGGGAGCUGAUAUUGGGCCUCAGAGGGAUGAGGCCCAGAUAUGGGGAUGAGGUGUCGGAGGGGCCCGAGUCUUCUGCGGGCAUCUCGGCCGUUGAAGGCAAUAGAGAAUCUGACGGCUCAAACUCGUCCGAGCACAUGAGGAGGAGGAGGUCCGACCCGUUUUUGUUCGCUAGAAAAUUCUCGCCGGAGUCACUGGACCGCUUGAUGAGUAUAGCUAAUGACGUUAUCUUCAAAGAUUGA
This is a messenger RNA of Striga asiatica, 2331 nucleotides long. Lineage: Eukaryota; Viridiplantae; Streptophyta; Magnoliopsida; Lamiales; Orobanchaceae. The record is from the annotation of a GenBank genome assembly.